AUGUUUUUAGGAGCAGUUCCAAGAUGCUUCGGGAAUACUUCUCUACGAAAGUUGGAUUUUAGCUCUAACAAAUUGAUUUCUCGUAUACCCUCUUCUCUUUGGAGUCUCAAAGAUAUCUUGGUCUUAGACAUAUCCUCUAGUGCAUUGAGUGGAAUGAUUUCACCAGAGCUGCUCUGGAGUCUUCAUCACAAUUCUUUGACACUAGUUGUUCACUGUGAUGUGAAACUAAGCAAUGUUUUGUUGGAUGAAGAUAUAGCAGCUCAUCUUAGUGAUUUUGGCAUUGCUAAAUUGUUUGAGUAUGGAUCGAAAGGAGUUGUUUCAAUCAAAGGAGACAUGUAUGGUUAUGGUAUUUUGCUAAUGGAAAUCUUUACAAGGAAGAAGCCAACAGAUGAGAUGUUUGUUCAAGGAUUAAGUUUGAAAGAUCGGAUCAAAGUGGCGUUAGGUAGUGGAGGAAGAUGGUGCGACGGCAGCGAUAGAGGCUCCGUGAAUGAGGGGCACAUGGGUGUGUUGACGGUGAGGGUCUAG
Prosopis cineraria is the source of this 525-nucleotide messenger RNA. Its product is annotated as putative receptor-like protein kinase At3g47110. The coding region runs from base 1 to 525 and encodes 174 amino acids. Lineage: Eukaryota; Viridiplantae; Streptophyta; Magnoliopsida; Fabales; Fabaceae. The record is from RefSeq and is a predicted model, not a curated record. Gene Ontology annotation, biological process: protein phosphorylation. The transcript has 4 exons. Gene Ontology annotation, molecular function: protein kinase activity; protein binding; ATP binding.